AUUCUACAGAACUUCAGUACCUUGCCAACAUUACUCGAAUACGGAUCAAACAUAACUAGAACUUUUAGACAAUUUCUAAUUUCCAGUUUUACAACUCAUUUUCAAAAUGUCGAAAAUUUAUCUGAAGGCCAUGGAGGAUGUGGUGCAGCGGAACACGGACAAUACGAACCGGAUUACGGAGCAGGCGCAGGGAUUCGUCGUGUCGGAGAAUGCCGGAGACAGUCUGCUGCACACUUCCUUCGAUUUGACCACGGCCCAGUCGAUUGUGAAGCACCUGCACGCCAGUUUCCUGAAAUUGGCCCAGAGCUGCGUCCGUGAUCUGGACACCGAAGAUAAGCUGUGCUUCCUGCGCGUGAAAACCCGCAAGCAGGAAUUCCUGGUUAGUCCAGAGGAUGCCUUCACUGUGACCGUGGUAUUGUAAUCCCCCGGCCCAUUUGGGGGUCAACGCAGUUGGGACAUUGUUGCUCGCCGGAGGACAAGCGAUAGAAACACUAACACACCCACUAUCGCUACUGCUGUCUCACUCGCUCAAUGAUAAUGCUUUUGUUGCAGAUCGCUGUACAUGUUUAACUCACCAUCCCCCCCCCCC
This is a messenger RNA of Drosophila mauritiana, 589 nucleotides long. It is a transcript of the gene robl62A, whose product is annotated as dynein light chain roadblock-type 1. Bases 107 to 421 code for a protein of 104 amino acids. The record is from RefSeq and is a predicted model, not a curated record. NCBI's taxonomy places the organism in Eukaryota, Metazoa, Arthropoda, Insecta, Diptera, Drosophilidae. Gene Ontology annotation, cellular component: cytoplasm; centrosome; cytoplasmic dynein complex. The transcript has a single exon. Gene Ontology annotation, molecular function: dynein intermediate chain binding. Gene Ontology annotation, biological process: microtubule-based movement.